This is a messenger RNA of Phragmites australis (common reed), 3170 nucleotides long. RefSeq names its product pentatricopeptide repeat-containing protein At5g50990-like. Gene Ontology annotation, molecular function: protein binding; RNA binding; zinc ion binding. The record is from RefSeq and is a predicted model, not a curated record. Gene Ontology annotation, biological process: RNA modification. The transcript is spliced from 6 exons. Lineage: Eukaryota; Viridiplantae; Streptophyta; Magnoliopsida; Poales; Poaceae.
CACUGUGAAAUCGUCUAAAAAAAACUUGCGGAAAGACCACACCACCACCCCACGCCCGCCGUGCGGUUGAUCCGCCAACACCAGGCGCCCGCCCCCUCCGCCCCGCCCUCCGGUUCCCGAAUCCCUCCUCCUCCCUCUCGCCGCACCAGCCGCUCCUCUCCUCCACGCCUCUCUCGCUCCCCUCCCUCCACGACUUUGCAUCCACGCAAGGCAUAUACCUUCCGUGGCGUGGCGUCCCUCAUUUCAUCCCCCCAUCCUAUAUCCCUCCCUUAACUUGCCGGUCUCUCUGCAUUCCUUUGCCGUCCUCUGGAUCUUGGUCGCCCCAGCGAGUUCGCAGGAUAGUCAACGAGCAUAGAAUUCAUUCAUGUUCCCUGAUUAACUUAGUUGCAACUCUGUGAUUUAAGGCGCUGUCCGACUUCAUCCUGAAUACAUUAGUUUGCAGAAGGACUUUAAAAAUUAGCUGCCGGGUGAAAUUCAAUUUUUGCACUUGUAUUCUAGUGAACUCACUUCAGAAGCUUGUUUGCAGUUUGCACUAUGUCUUACGCAAACUGUUUGAAGAAACAUCCAUAUAGAACCGUAUUUCCAUAUGCCAACUCCAUCCUCAGAGCUUCUUUGGAGAAAGGCUCCCCACAGAAGUUACUAACGGACUAUAGCAUUUUGCUCCAUUUCACUUCUUUCUGCCCUGAUUACAGAACCUAUGCUCUCCUUCUCAAAGCUUGUGCAAAAUGCUCUGACCUCUAUGCUGCCAUGGAAAUUCAUUGUCAUCUUACUAAAGUUGGGUUGUUACCUAAUCAACAUAUAACAGCUCCUCUGUUCAAGUUAUAUAUUGCUCAUGAUCGCAUGUUGGAAGCACGUGAACUAUUUUGGUCAAUGCUGGAGUGGAGUACCGAUCCCUUCCAUGGUAAUUUGAUGCUUACGGGAUUCUUGAAGAGUGGACAGCUAGAUAAGGCAUAUCAGGUUUUCAAGAGGAUGCCUGUCAAGGAUUUGGUCUCAUGGAAUUCAAUGAUCGCAGGUGCAGUAAGGAGUUCGCACGUGAAAGAUGCAAUGAAUCUUUUUAGCAGGUUGGUCAAUUCAGGUCUUGUGCCUGAUGGCUUCUCGUUCUCCUCAGUCCUGUCAGCAUGUGCUCGAGCUGGUGCCCGCCAAUAUGGAGUGUGGGUCCAUGAACUGAUGACUGACCUUGGGGUGGAAAUGAAUCAUAUUUUAAGCUCAGCACUUGUUGACAUGUAUGCCAAAUGUGGAAGAAUUGAUGUGGCAACUGAGAUAUUUAAUGAAGUUAAGAGAAACCAUGUUUCUGUGUGGAAUACAAUGAUUAGUGGCCUGGCAUCGCAUGGUCUCGGAUCUGACGUAGUUAUCUUGUUCCGCAAGAUGAAAAGUGAAGGGCUGGUUCCUGACAAGGUUACGUUUGUUGCACUAUUGACAGCAUGCAGCCACUGUGGCAUGGUUGAAGAGGCUCGCCGAUAUUUCAAAGCAAUGACCACAAAUUAUUCUAUCACACCAGAGGUUGAACACUAUGGUGCAAUGGUGGAUACAUUGUCGCGAGCUGGGUUGCUGGAUGAAGCAUACAACUUGGUAAAGUCGAUAAAUGUAAAGCCCGAUGCUGUGAUAUGGAGGGCAUUACUUAGUGCUUGUCACAGGUAUCGACAAACCAAACUAGGUGAGGUCAUUGUUGAGCAUAUGGCAUGCCAGGGCAGUGGAGAUUAUACCCUUCUUUCAAACAUCUACUCAUCAGCAAAUAGAUGGAAUGAUUCAGAGGAAGUAUGGAAACAGAGGAAACAAAAGAGAGUUAGGAAGAGCAAAGGCUUGAGUUGGGUUGAGUUAGGGGGAAGCACCCAUGAAUUUAAAGCUGGUGAUCGGUCUCAUCCUGAUACUGAGGAUAUAUACCGAUUGUUGCAUGGGUUGUCUAAAAGAGCCAAAGUUGAAGGCUAUGCUCCAUUGACUGAACUGGUAACAAAAGAUGUCUCGGAGGAGGAAAGAGAAGAAAACCUCAGCUUCCACAGUGAGAAGCUAGCAGUGGCUUAUAGUGUCCUUAAGACUGGCCCAGGGACAGAAAUAAUGGUGUCAAAGAAUCUGCAGACUUGCAGUGACUGUCAUGAAUGGAUGAAGAUAAUCUCAAAGGUACUUUGUCGAAUUAUAAUUAUGAGGGAUAGAAUUAGAUUUCACCGGUUUGAAAGCGGAUGCUGCUCCUGCAAGGAUUAUUGGAGUAACAAUACCUUUGAUUCCCCAUUCCCUCCAUUUCUGCAAUGUCCUUGAAUUCUAUUUGCUCUUGAGCGCCUUAAAUCACUGCAGUGCCACAAUGUUGAGGAAAAGUUAUCUGGAGUCAAGACCGAAUGGCCUGCAACUAUCCUUGUUUUUGAUAUUGAAACCACUGGCUUCUCACGCCGUGAUGACAGAAUAAUUGAGUUUGCUGUUCGUGAUCUUAUGGGUGGAAAGAAUAGUACUUUCCAGACCCUCAUAAACCCUGAGAAAGAUGUAAGAAAUACACAUGUUCAUGGUAUUAGCAACCGCAUGGUCUGCAGGCCUGAUAUUCCUAGAUUCGGGGAGGUUAUCCCCAUUCUACUACAAUAUGUUUGGAGUCGUCAAAUGGAUGGUAAACCAGUUCUGUGGGUUGCUCAUAAUGGGCGUUCCUUUGAUGUACCCUUUCUCAUCUUUGAGUUCCGACGGUGCAAAGUGGAGAUGCCUGGUGACUGGCUUUUUGUAGAUACUCUUCCUAUUGCAAGACAAUUGGUUGAUUCUAAUGGUUCAAAACUCAGCUCUGUAUCAUUGGACAAGCUGAGAGAACGCUAUGGGAUUCCCCUCUCUGGGAGCGCGCAUCGUGCAAUGCAGGAUGUGACCACCCUCUGUUAUGUGCUGCAGAAGUUGACCUUCGAGCUGAAACUAACUGUUCCCCAGCUCCUUGAAAAGUCAUUCCGGGUGUCCGACCUUCCAACGACUCGUCCUGUAAAAUAACUACAUAUGCCUCGCCGGGAAGAUUGCCUGAAGCUCUAGAUUCUUCCAUUGUUGUAUUAUUACAGAGCUGUUAUUUGGAUAUCCCAGCUCUGAUUUCUUUGCUGUUCUAACAACAGCCUGAUUGUUACUGAUACUGAUCAGUAGCGCAACACUCAGUAUUACUGAUACUUCCUGCCAUUGUAGGCUUGUAUACAUUACUGAAUCAUUAAUUAUUCGUACAUUUA